Cynara cardunculus var. scolymus (artichoke) is the source of this 1610-nucleotide messenger RNA. RefSeq names its product squamous cell carcinoma antigen recognized by T-cells 3. The record is from RefSeq and is a predicted model, not a curated record. The transcript has 11 exons. Gene Ontology annotation, biological process: RNA processing. Gene Ontology annotation, molecular function: protein binding. The annotation marks the transcript as partial. Lineage: Eukaryota; Viridiplantae; Streptophyta; Magnoliopsida; Asterales; Asteraceae.
AUCUGAAAAUGGAAGAAACCCUAGUUACACCAUCCGAACCACCACCACUACCAUCCGACGGGGAUUUGAUGGAUGUUGCGACCGAAGCUCAUAACCCUAAUAACAGUCAGUCUGCCUCAAAUUCCGAUUCCGGCUCCGACUCGGAAUCGGAUGAUGAAGCUCAAGCUGCUCUCGAAUUACAAAACCUAGAAGCGGAGCUCUCCACCAACCCAGCCAACUACGAUGCUCAUGUUCAAUAUAUUAAGGCUUUGAGGAAGCAAGGUGAUAUUGACAAGCUGCGGUUAGCAAGGGAGGCUAUGAGUGAGCUCUUCCCUCUAGCUCCUGCAAUGUGGCAGCAAUGGACAAAUGACGAAAUUUCGCUCAUCUCGACAUCUGGGCAUGAGGGUGCAAUUCCUACAAUUGAGAAGCUCUAUGAGCGUGGCGUGUCUGAUUACUUGUCCGUUUCUCUGUGGUAUGACUAUCUGAAUUUCAUUCAAAAAUAUGAUUCUUCUGUCCGUGAAUGUUCACCCACUGGGAUCUCAAAGGCAAGGGACCUGUUUGAGCGUGCUCUUAUCGCAUGUGGUUUGCAUGUUGCUGAAGGCAGUAAAUUAUGGGAAGCAUACAAAAGUUAUGAGGAAGCCGUCCUUAAUAGCAUGGAUACGAUGGACUUUGAGUCGCGGGAAAAGCAGGUCCAAAGGAUUCGAAAUAUAUUUCAUCGACACUUGUCGAUUCCUCAUCGAGACCUGAUGUCAACUCUUCUCACCUAUAAGGCUUGGGAGGCUGAACAUGGGAACACUCUUGACGUCAGUAGUAGCAGUACAGAAGGAAUUUCCGCCAAUGUUGCUUCCGCAUAUCAGAAGGCUAUAGAGAUGUUGAGUAUGCGUGCUGAUUUUGAAGAAAAAAUUGUAAAAAAUGACAUGGCUGAUACAGAGCGGCUUCAAAGUUUCAUGGCUUAUUUGAAAUUCGAACAGUCCUGUGGAGAUCCUGCUCGAGUUAAAAGCUUGUAUGAACGUGCAAUUACUGAAUUUCCUAUAUCCAGUGAUCUCUGGAUUGAUUAUACCCACUACCUCAAUAAGACCCUAAAGGCAGACAAAACUUUGAGGGAUAUUUUUAACAGGGCAACUAGGAACUGUCCCUGGGUUGGAGAACUAUGGGUUCAGUUCAUGCUAUACCUUGAACGAUGUCGUUGUUCUGAGAAAGAGCUUUCUGAUGUUUUUGAGAGAUCUCUGCUAUGCACAUUUUCUACCAUAGAUGAGUAUGUAGACAUAUUUCUCACAAGAGUUGAUGGCUUGAGGAGGAGAAUCUUGUUUGCCAAAGAACUGGACGAUGGCUUAGAUUAUGCCUUGAUACGGGAUACUUUUCAGAGGGCAUGUGAUUAUUUGUCACCACAGUUAAAGAACACGUACAGUUUGUUGCAAAUACAUAGAUACUGGGCCCGCCUGGAGUCUAGUAUUGGGAAUGAUAUAACUGCAGCUCGUGGAGUAUGGGAGAGUUUGCUUAAGAACAGUGGGUCUAUGUUAGAAGCCUGGCAAGGCUAUAUAUCAAUGGAAACUGAGAUGGGGCACAUAAAUGAAGCUAGAUCUUUGUAUAAACGAUGCUAUAGUAAAAGGUUUUCUGGGACAGGCUCUGAG